AUGCCGGGUAAAUCAACUCCGAGGAUCCCGAAAAAUUACGAGAUCGCUCCUGGAGUACUACGAUUCUCCAGCACGCGAUUGGCGUUGCCCAAGGUCGGUGCCACCAAGGUGAAGAAGGUUGGCGGCUCGAAGAAUGGCGGAGAACGCAAAGUCGUCGAAAACAAGGGCCCCCGACUCUUCCCCCAAAUCCGACAGUCCGCUGCCGUCGAAGGAGGCGACCUCGCCAAGACCAAGCUGCGCAAGACUAUCACCCCUGGCACUGUCCUGAUCAUCCUUGCCGGCAAGCACAAGGGAAAGCGCGUCAUCUUCCUCAAGCAGCUCGCCAAGUCUGGCCUCCUGCUCGUUACUGGGCCCAUGCGGUUGAACAACACGCCACUGAGGAGGAUCGCUCAGGCGUUCGUUAUCGCCACAAAGACCAAGAUCGACGUUUCUGGUGUCAAGUUGCCCGCUAACCUCGAUGAUGCCUACUUCCGUCGCGUCAAGAGCAAGACCCGCAAGACCAAGGAGGGAGAGAACAUUUUCGCCAGCGGCAAGCAAGAGUACGAGGUUACCGAUCAACGUAAGGCCGACCAGAAGACUGUUGAUACCGCCAUCCUCGCCGCUUUGAAGAAGAACCCCGACUACAAAUUCCUCCGAGGCUACUUGGGAUCCCGAUUUUCCAUUCAGAAGGGACAGUUCCCCCACAAGCUGGGAGUUGAUAUGCCUAUAGCCUGCUCGACCGAGGCUUGUACCUCGUCAGCGACGAUCAAGCGUGCGCGUGAUGGAGAUCCGGUCUGUACUGCGUGUUUCACACACCGCUUCGAAGAGGAUGUGCAUGAAACGAUUUCUUCGACUUCCCUCUUCAAACGUGGUGAAAGAGUAGCGAUCGGCGCUUCUGGCGGCAAGGACUCAACUGUAUUGGCAUAUGCUAUGAAGCGUCAUGACUAUGGAUUGGAGUUGAUUUUGCUAUCCAUCGAUGAGGGCAUCAAAGGGUACAGAGACGAUUCCCUGAAGUCUGUGGAGCGGAACAAGAUCGAAUAUCAGCUCCCAUUGACGAUCCUCAGCUACAAAGAUCUUUAUGGGUGGUCUAUGGACGAAAUUGUGGCGAAGAUUGGCAAGAAGAAUAAUUGCACGUUUUGCGGCGUCUUUCGACGACAGGCACUAGACCGGGGUUCGUAUAAGCUCGGCUGUACGAAGCUUGUGACUGGCCAUAACGCCGAUGACAUUGCCGAGACUGUUUUGAUGAACCUACUACGCGGAGAUGUAGCACGACUAGAAAGAUGCACCAACAUUUGUACAGGAGAAGAUGGUGGAAGUUUGCCGCGGGCCAAACCUUUGAAGUACUCCUACGAAAAAGACAUUGUGAUGUAUGCGCGCGUCAACAAGCUUGAAUAUUUCUACACGGAGUGCAUAUAUGCCCCGAACGCUUAUCGUAAUUUUGCAAGGGACUACAUCAAGAAGUUGGAACGGGUGCGCCCCCGUGCGAUCCUCGACAUUAUUAUUAGCGGAGAAUCGGUGGCGAUACGCAAAGAGGUGGCGAUGCCGGUACUGGGCAAUUGCUCAAGAUGCAAUUAUAUUUCAAGCCAGAAAUUGUGCAAGGCGUGUCUGUUGAUUGAGGGAUUGAAUACAGACAAUCUUCAGCUCGGUACCAAGAAAAAGGCAACAACUACUUCCGCUCAAAAGACAGGAUGCAAAAGCGAAGGCGAGCCUUGUGAGUGUCGUGGUGAUCAAGAUGGUGUCACCGUUGAAAAUAAUAAUUCGGGAAAUGACGAUGCCAUUGAUCGGUGCCAAGACAGUCUCAACGACCUGAAUUGCAGCACAAGUACUAGGAAGAAGAAGCCUAUCUCUUUUGAAGCAACGGACUCGGAAGCGACGGCGCAGGACAACAAGGCAUGCGGUUGUGACAACGAUGGGGGCGCGGCAAAGAUUGAUUUU
Mesorhabditis spiculigera is the source of this 1914-nucleotide messenger RNA. Lineage: Eukaryota; Metazoa; Nematoda; Chromadorea; Rhabditida; Rhabditidae. The record is from the annotation of a GenBank genome assembly.